This is a messenger RNA of Cyprinodon variegatus (sheepshead minnow), 2138 nucleotides long. It is a transcript of the gene nab2, whose product is annotated as NGFI-A-binding protein 2-like. Gene Ontology annotation, cellular component: nucleus. Gene Ontology annotation, biological process: negative regulation of DNA-templated transcription. Gene Ontology annotation, molecular function: transcription factor binding; transcription coregulator activity. The transcript has 6 exons. The record is from RefSeq and is a predicted model, not a curated record. Lineage: Eukaryota; Metazoa; Chordata; Actinopteri; Cyprinodontiformes; Cyprinodontidae.
AUGGCGUGCUGCAGUCCGCCCCCGUCAUUCUCCAGCCCACACAGACAGCAAACCAAUGCGCUGCGCCGGAGGAGGGUUUCUGCCAGUGAUAUCAGCCGAGGAGAGAUACGCACAGGGGAUUUACUACGGCAGAUCUGCGCCGCUUUCAGAGAGAACUGCCCCCCUCUGCUGUCAGCAGGUCCUCCGGGUCCCUCCACGUCUCCGGUGCCCUCCGCCUCCUUCGCCCUGGCACCCCUCUCAGCCUGGCCAGGGGGGCAGCUGGACGAGGAAACGGCCAGGGCCGUGGUGGAGAGCGUGGACAGACUCUACAGAACCUUGCCCAGAUCAGACCCUGCAGAGGUGAAGACUCUGCUACGGAUGAACAAGAAAAUAGCGAAAACCGUCGGUCACAUCUUCAGAAUGGGCUCCCAGGACCCAAACAAGGAGGAGGAGAUCCGAAAAUACAGCCUGAUUUAUGGUCGCUUUGACUCCAAGAGGAGAGAGGGCAAGCAGCUCACACACCAUGAGCUGAUCAUCAAUGAAGCUGCUGCCCAGUUCUGCAUAAGAGACAACGCUCUCCUGCUCAGACGGGUGGAGCUCUUCUCUCUGGCUCGACAGGUGGCCAGGAAAUGUGCCUACACCUCCACAUUGAAAAACGCAAGGUGAGAUCAGUGCACGCCGUGCAGUCUCUGACCAACGCUCAUCUACACAUCUAUCAAUGCCUACCAUGCAAGGAAUCGACACCCGGUCAUUGUGUCUGAGUCAUCGCUUCUCGGAGUGGAGGGAUUUGAAGGAGCGACUCAGAGAGCAGAUGAAGACAGCUUGUCUGCAGAAAGCGUUGAUUGCGUAUCACAUGACUCCAGCUCCCAGUGCAACCAGUCUCCAUCACCCCGUCCCCACGGUGACGCCUGGAACCCUGCCAGCUGGAGCCGCCACCUAAUACAGCAGACUCUAAUGGACGAAGGCCUGCGAUUGGCUCGGAUGGUGUCACAUGAUCGGGCGGGGAAGCUCAGCCUGGGACCAGAGGGAACUCACACAGCAGACCCUGACAUUAAGGUGGAGCGGCAGAUCUCAAUAGCAGCGUGCAGGAGCAGUAGCCCUUGUGUCACCAAAGAGCCAACCAUCAUCUCCAACCACAGAGGAAAGUGAAACCUGCGGCCCAUCAGGGGAACAGUGCUCAGAGAGAGGACUCAAGGAUCAAACUGUAAAUCUGAGACUCCUCACCACCUGUACACACAUCAGCUGUAAAUGAAGAUCCAAACAGAGUUGUGCUUUAGUUCUGCCUCUGUUAAAAGUGUCCUCUGUCAGGGAAAAACCUACAUGUUACUGUGAGUAGCGCUGUGUGGUGGAGGAUCCACCUGCUACAGAUGAACCAUGGCUCACACAGCAGGGGGCACUGCAACUUUGGGAAACAGACUCUACUUGGAGCAGCACUGAAGAGGAGAUGUGCGUUUACCAGCGACCUUUCUUUUGUAGGUUACCGCAUAUUGUCGAGAGCUCCCCCACCUCAGGAAACCUCUGGAUGCUUUGUUUAGAACGCAGGUCGGCAUUGUUCAAGUCAAACUUACCCAGAAGACACAGAUACCUUGCAAAAAUACUCAUACUUGUGAAACAUGUAGCAGUUUGUUAUGUUAUAAUUGCGAUUAUCUUUUUUUUUAUCAUUUAUUUAAGUUUUAUUUUUGUGUCAUACCAACAGAAGGUAUAUUUGAUCAGAAAGGAUGUCCUAAGAAAGGUCCAUGAUAUCCUGUGAUCACACAGGAAAACUGAAUUUUGUUGCAAGCAAAGAACAUGUUUUGAAAGAGGACAACUGAAAAAAUUGCCAUCCAGAAAUGAAACUGUAAAAACUUGUUAAUCCAAAUUAAAGUUUUCAACAUUUAUUCAAAUUUUCAAACAAAAUUUAAAAAAUGCGACUCUUAAAAUUGCACAGAUCACAUUCUCUUCACUUCUGUAGGCAGGCUUUCCUUUAAAGGGAGGAGAAAGGCACAUUUCUGUUGAUCAGCAUGGAUGUUAGCAAUAACAUUUUUAUUGGUCAAUGUGUGCAGCUGUUUGUAAUCGAAUUGAAGUGAAGAGAAUGAGAUUUGUAAAAUGCAAUUCGUAAAAAAUACAAUUUAUACAUCUUGAUUUGAAAAACUAAAAUGUUAAACUUGUAAAGAAGAAAA